UUCAAGAUGUUUUUUAAGACUUUGAUUUUAACAUUGUUCGUGGCCUGUGUACUUGGCGACCAGCCUGACAAGCGAAGUGUGGGUUGGGAUGCUCCUGCAGGAUGGGUUCCAGGACUGCUGCAAGUUUCAGGAGUGAAAGCCUUACACACUGCGCCAGCUGACACCAGUUCAGACGUAGCCGGCGCUGUCGCGGCGGCGAAGGCUGCGGCAUCAGCAGUCAUGGCUGCUCAGCGACAGGUGGCCGCCGCUAGACACGCCGCCCUCGAGCAACAGAGCAUCGCCAGUGUGAAGGAGGCUGAAGCGGCGCAUGAAGCUCAUAAGAGUGAGGAAAUAGCCCGCGCUGCCCGUGCUCACGCCCUGGAAGCGGCCCAAGCGGCCAUCCAUGCGCAGGCGCAGCUCGCUGCGGCGAAAGCACGCGUCGCCACCGCGCAGAAGAUAGCUGCCGCUCGCGAGGCCGCAGCUGCUAAGGCCAUACAGCAAGCUGCUCACAACCAAGCUGCUAGACUUCAGAGUGCUGAUCUGGAAGCCCUGAAGCUGUCAGUGCUGCAGAGCUCUGGAGCAGCGGGCGCGGCGGGAGCGGCGCAGCAUGCUGCUACCGCUGCUGCAGCGGCGCUUAAGCCCGCAGGCUGGACAUGGCCUGCUAACCAAUGGGCACCAGUUAAGAUUACUUUUACCAUGUCUUGGUUAUAUUUGGUCGCUGUGCUCAUUUUUGGCCAAGUGGUUACGGCAGAAAUAGACAGGAGAAGAUUCUCUAACCCAACCUACUACAACGUUGGUGGAGUACUGUCCAGCAAUGAGUCCAUCGCAUUCUUCAAGGACACUAUAUCGAAUCUCAACUUCAAAGACCAAUAUGUACCACGUGGUGUCACUUAUCAUGAUUACUCCAUACUCAUGGAUCCAAAUCCGAUUAAGACAGCUCUCAAUGUUUGCAAGGAUCUGAUCGCACAUCGAGUGUACGCUGUUAUAGUUUCCCAUCCAUUGACCGGGGAUUUAUCACCAGCAGCGGUAUCCUACACCAGUGGAUUCUACCACAUCCCUGUCAUUGGUAUAUCCUCACGAGACUCGGCAUUCUCUGAUAAAAAUAUCCAUGUGUCGUUUUUGAGGACAGUUCCUCCUUAUUCGCAUCAAGCUGAUGUCUGGGUCGAUGUGUUGAAGCAUUUCAACUACAUGAAAGUUAUCGUAAUCCAUAGUUCCGACACCGAUGGCAGAGCUAUAUUGGGAAGGUUCCAAACAACAUCACAGAGUAUUGAUGAGGACGUAGACAGAAAAGUUGUUGUGGAAGCAGUUAUAGAAUUUGAGCCAGGCCUUGACUCAUUUGGUGACAAACUCAUAGAAGUAAGAAGUGCUCAAGCGAGGGUAUUUCUUAUGUAUGCAAGUAAAACGGAUGCAGAGAUUAUCUUCCGAGACGCUACCUACCUAAACAUGACUACAGCAGGAUAUGUGUGGAUGGUCACCGAACAGGCGUUGGAUGCUGCAAACGCACCUGAAGGACUUCUUGGUCUUCGAUUGGUCAACGCUACUAACGAACAUGCACACAUACAGGAUUCUAUAUACGUUCUAGCAUCUGCAAUCCGUGAUAUGAAUACGUCAGAAGAGAUUCAUGCUCCGCCUUCAGACUGUGAUAAUUCAGGGUCCAUUUGGACGACGGGAAGGAUUCUAUUCGAUUACACCAGAAAACAGCGACUAGAGAAUGGGGCAACUGGCCACGUAGCUUUUGAUGAUCACGGUGAUAGAGUCCACGCUGAAUAUGACAUGAUCAAUGUUAGAGCUCAAGGGGAACACGUGGCCGUCGGGAAGUAUUUUUAUUCGAAGGAAACUCAAAAAAUGCGUUUGGAGCUAAAGGAGCAAGAAAUAAUUUGGAUGGGACGAAGUCCUUCAAAACCAGAAGGAUUCAUGAUACCAACGCACUUAAAGGUACUGACCAUUGAAGAGAAGCCAUUCGUGUAUGCUCGUCGAGUAGACUAUGAGAUUGACUGUGUUGCUGAUGAAAUACCUUGCCCUCACUACAAUGCCAGUGACGAGCUAGAUCAACUGUAUUGUUGCAAGGGUUUCUGUAUGGAUUUACUGAGGCACUUGUCUAAAACGAUCAACUUUACCUACUCGCUGGCCCUCUCGCCUGAUGGCCAGUUCGGUAAUUACAUAAUUCGCAACCUCUCACAACCUGGAGCUAAGAAACAGUGGACAGGACUUAUUGGUGAACUAGUUUAUGAAAGGGCGGACAUGAUAGUUGCGCCUCUUACCAUCAAUCCCGAGAGAGCGGAGUUUAUUGAGUUUAGCAAGCCCUUCAAAUAUCAAGGCAUCACAAUUCUAGAGAAAAAGCCAUCAAGAUCAUCAACGCUUGUAUCUUUCUUGCAACCGUUUUCGAACACCCUGUGGAUACUGGUUAUGGUUUCGGUGCAUGUUGUCGCAUUGGUACUAUAUCUACUCGACCGCUUCUCGCCGUUCGGAAGAUUUAAGCUAGCCAAUAUAGAUGGGACUGAGGAAGAUGCACUGAAUCUUUCCAGCGCUAUAUGGUUUGCUUGGGGAGUGCUUUUGAACAGUGGUAUUGGCGAAGGUACACCAAGAAGCUUUUCAGCUCGUGUACUCGGUAUGGUGUGGGCUGGAUUCGCAAUGAUCAUCGUCGCUUCCUACACUGCCAACUUGGCUGCUUUCCUUGUGCUGGAGAGACCCAAGACUAAACUAACUGGAAUCAACGAUGCUAGAUUACGGAAUACAAUGGAGAACCUAACCUGCGCCACUGUAAAGGGUUCUGCUGUGGAUAUGUACUUCAGGCGACAAGUGGAAUUGUCUAAUAUGUACAGGACUAUGGAGGCUAACAACUAUGAUAAUGCUGAACAGGCUAUCCAAGACGUCAAGAAUGGGAAAUUAAUGGCAUUUAUAUGGGAUUCCUCGAGAUUGGAAUUCGAAGCAGCGCAGGAUUGCGAGUUGGUGACGGCUGGUGAACUGUUUGGUCGAUCUGGUUAUGGUGUUGGGCUUCAAAAGGGAUCACCUUGGGCUGAUCUUGUAACGCUCGCGAUAUUGGACUUUCACGAAAGUGGAAUAAUGGAAUCACUGGACAAUCAGUGGAUAUUGCGGAACAACAUGUUGAAUUGCGAGGAGAACGAAAAGACGCCAAAUACACUGGGACUUAAGAACAUGGCGGGAGUAUUUAUACUUGUGCUGGCUGGUAUUAUAGGCGGGAUAGUUCUCAUCGUCAUAGAGGUGGUAUACAAGCGUCAUCAGAUCAAGAAGCAGAAGAGGAUGGAGAUAGCUCGUCACGCCGCCGAUAGAUGGCGUGGGGCAGUCGAGAAGCGUAAGAGUAUGAGGGCAGCUAUUUUGCCAUCGCAGCGACGUGCUAAGUCAAAUGGUGUGAAAGAAGCGGGGAGCAUAAGUUUGGCAGUGGAUAGAGGAGUAAGGAGGCGGGAUGAGCCUCGCAUUCCACGGUAUAUGCCAGCGUAUACACCUGAUGUAUCACAUCUGGUUGUAUAGGUAAGAGGCAAAGACAAGGAAAAAUAGGACAACUCACAAUUUGCAUCUGCUUUCCGUUAUCUCGUCAAACGUGUAUUCCAUUAAACCACUAUAUUUAACAGUUCCUCGAUGUAUGUCGAGGAAAUGUUUUACAGAAUAGCGGCACCGUACUAUGAAUUAUGAUGCCUCUACGUCGCUAUUAGUUAUUACCUACAAUAAAAAAGACUACAAUGUGGAAAUCGCAACAGCCGUAAAAUCUAAUGCUCCUAAGAUAUUGUUUUUUUACAUGUUCGUCGCUAAUAUUGGCUGUGGUCUAUGUUUAAUUGGUUCCUUACAAAGUUGAGAUAAACCCAUGUUCAUACUGUGGAUUGAUAGAUUUUACUAAGGCCUUAAAGACGGUCUAAUUUAAAAAAGCAUUAUAAUAAUUAAUAAUAAAGUUCUUUAAAAUGAGAUAUACUAGUAUAGAGCUGUGGAGUACAAUUUUAUUAAGUAGGAAUAUUUAUUAUUAUAUCCAUUGUACAGUCUGUAUUUUUGUCGUAAAUUACACAAAGAAAUAUGACUAAAUAUAUUUUUGAGUGGGUUGUGGGCUUGUGGCUGGGAGCCUACUUAAUUUUUUCAAUUUUAUUAAUUCAAAAAUUCCUAUUACAUAAUGUUGUGGUUCAAAAAUUAUGUUCUAUUAAAAUAAUCUAAACGUAACACCAAUAAACAACGAUAGAAAAUACA
This is a messenger RNA of Aricia agestis (brown argus), 4170 nucleotides long. It is a transcript of the gene Nmdar1, whose product is annotated as glutamate [NMDA] receptor subunit 1. NCBI's taxonomy places the organism in Eukaryota, Metazoa, Arthropoda, Insecta, Lepidoptera, Lycaenidae. The transcript is spliced from 22 exons. Gene Ontology annotation, molecular function: NMDA glutamate receptor activity. Gene Ontology annotation, cellular component: plasma membrane; synapse; NMDA selective glutamate receptor complex. Bases 7 to 3468 code for a protein of 1153 amino acids. Gene Ontology annotation, biological process: monoatomic ion transport; regulation of membrane potential; chemical synaptic transmission. The record is from RefSeq and is a predicted model, not a curated record.